AUGGAAGUGGAAAGGAGCAGCAGAAGGAGCUGCUUCACUCAGACCUCCUGCCUGGGUGCAGAUGUAGGGGAAGACUCGCAGCUGGAGUAUCUCAGUGCUCACGAGGAGUACGAGGAGGACAGGAGCAACUCGAGUGAGUUUUCUGAGCAGGGCGAGGUUGGAGAGGCGAAGGCCAUGCCACUCGUUGGUGACAAGGUGCCACCCCAAAUCACAGCAGGGGAAGAAGAUUCUGGAAAGAGCCAAAGAGCCACCCGCAGCGUGGCAGUGGAGCCGGACGUUCCUUUCCUGCCGCCCAGGGAAGAGGCCCGGCUCUGCAAGCACGCAGAGCCCCACUGCUGCAGCAGCUGUGAAAAACCUGCCGUGUGCGCUCGUGGUGCCAGCAGCACUGCAGAGGAUGCUGAAAGCCAGCCCCCAGUCCCUGAAAUCCUCCCUAGCAAGAAUCCUGCUGCUGGCACGGAAGCUGCAGAUAAAUCCUCUGGUGGGAGCCCCAGGGCUGGGAAGUCGGAGCGUGCUGAAGCCCCGAGGAGCGUUCCCGGUGUCGUUGUGGAUGCUGGCUCUGAUCCCAGAGCUGCCAUCCCAGCGAGCAGAAGCAGCAGUGCCCAGGUCUCUGUCUGCUCCAGGGCAGUGAGCACAGAGGUAACCACGAUGAGCAAACCUCAGCCUGUGGCUCAAACCGCCGUGGAUGCUGCUUCCAACACGGAGUGGUCCUUAGGAGCUCUCAGCUCACACCUGCAGGAAUCCAAAGAUCAUCUGUCUGUCUGUGACUGGAUGACAGGCACUGACAGGCCAGAACAUCCCAACAAGCAAACUGGGAAGAUUUCUGCAUCAAGCUGCUGUCAGGAUGUCCUGCAGAGAGCGACUGAAGCAGAGCUGCAGCUCCUGGCCAUCCAUUACGAGAUGUGCUACCAGCACUGCUUGAAGGUGUAUGAGCUGGCUUUGGAGGAAAACACCUGUCUUGGGAGCUGCGAGAAAAAGGCUGAGUUAUAUUCAUCUCUGCAGUUGGUUUUGGAUGAACUGGACAAUAAUUACAGCAAUAUCAGAAAGGAAAUAAACAUGGGCAUGCCUUUAAAUGAACUUCCACCACUGUCAGUUGAGCUGAAGUUUUCUCCACUCUCCUCCUUGUACAUCCCCUCCAAGUAUUUCAGAAAGAGUCUUUACUCUGAUGAUCUUUCAGGUGAAGGGAAAGCUGACUUUGAAGAACCAAAACAGCAAGAAAACGGGAUUUCUGUCAAUAUGGACAACUCACAGACUGAUGGUGAUCAGCCAGGUGACUCUGCUUCCCCUGAGAGGUGGGAAGAGCAACUUAAAGAUCAGGCUCUGGAACGUGGCUUUGUGAAAAAUGAGGAAGGAAGUGAGUAUUGGUUUGAUGCUAAGGAAGACUUGUCAGUGGCAGAUAUUUCAAUAAUGUGCAAAGAAAUAAAAAAGCAACAAGGAAAACAAGACUCGGUGGACUCAGGAGAAGUGAAGAUAGUGGGGAGUGGGAAGGAACAUUCUUCUGUUCCUGUUGGUGGCCCAAAGCCCUCAGUGCCUGAGGAUCCUGGGGAAAAUUCCCUGCAGAAGACAUCCUCUGUGAACCCAUCUGGUAUCUUUGUUUCUCCUUAUGCACUGAACUUGAGCAGCUUUACCAAAUUAAUAAAGAGACUUCAAGAAAAGCAUCCAGGGUUUAGCAGAAAUGAAAUUGUGGGGGCUGUGCAGGAGGUGAGGAAAAUGAACAAAGGUGUCCUGAGUGGCUUGGCCAUCAGUUCCAUCGAGGAGAAGGCCUCUGACAUUCUGAGGAGGUGUUCUGAGCGGGAGAAGCACUGAAAAAGGCCCAGAGUUCUGAGAACUCCCUGUAUUUUGGAUUCCACCAACUGGACUGCUUCUCUGACGAGCUGUGCGGAGGGCACUGUCCCCCGAGUUCGGUGCACAGCUGACACCUAACGGCCAGGCUUUGUGUAGCCUCUCUUCCAGAAAUCCCAGCCCUGGCUCCGUUCUGGAUCCAGACACUGAUGGUUUCUGUCUGGGGGCCAGCUCUGGGCUGGAAACCUGACAGAAUCAGCCUGUGUCUUGUCGUUUUCUCA
Molecule: messenger RNA, 2060 nt
Organism: Onychostruthus taczanowskii (white-rumped snowfinch)
Lineage: Eukaryota; Metazoa; Chordata; Aves; Passeriformes; Passeridae
Gene: RBM44
Product: RNA binding motif protein 44
Exons: 12
Coding region: 1-1803 (600 amino acids)
Source: RefSeq, a predicted model, not a curated record